This is a messenger RNA of Cornus florida, 771 nucleotides long. RefSeq names its product E3 ubiquitin-protein ligase SDIR1-like. Lineage: Eukaryota; Viridiplantae; Streptophyta; Magnoliopsida; Cornales; Cornaceae. Bases 1 to 771 code for a protein of 256 amino acids. The record is from RefSeq and is a predicted model, not a curated record. The transcript has a single exon.
AUGGCUACUUCUACAUACUUAAAGUUUGAGGCAGAAGAGUGUGAUCAUGACCACACACAAUCCCAAGAUUCUUUUGUUGUUAAAAUCAACACCAAACAAAGAUAUCAAAAGAAAUUACGAACGAGAAACAACUUAGACUUGAUAGAAGAUCGUUACAUGGGUCCCGAGUCAUCUACUUGUUUUCAUGUUCCCAAUUCCCUCAUCAACUACCCUCUAUGCCUAGAAUCCCACAUCGAGAACGAGCUCUCCUCGACUGACCGGAGCUUCGAUCCCGGUUCCGGUUCCAUCAAUUACCUGGCCAAGCAAAUCUUCCUUCACUUGCUCGCCAAGUACUUCUUGAAUGUUGGAGUUGCGUUGGUGGACCUCUCGGUCGAGUUCGAAAUAGUGACUGUUGAGUCGGUUGAUGUAGAAGAAGAAGAACUGCAGGUAUAUGAUGAAUAUGAUGCAGUAAUUGGCGAUCAUAAUCUUGAUGAUGGUUUUUUGGAGAUUGAUGGAGAUGAACAACUGUUGAUGAUGCCGAACAGGGGUGCUUCACAAUCUGCCAUUGAUGGGUUGAAGAAAGAGAAAUUUGAGUUUGGAUGUAACGGGGAUGAUGAGACGACUACUACUACUACUACUUGUGUGGUUUGUAUAGAUGAUAUUUUGGUUGGGACGGAAUUCACACGCUUGCAUUGUUCUCAUGUUUUUCAUCAUCAAUGUAUUGUUCAGUGGUUGCAACAAAGCAACACCUGCCCAAUUUGUCGUUAUGAAAUUGGGGAUAUGGUGAAUUAA